Molecule: messenger RNA, 2373 nt
Organism: Alternaria arbusti
Lineage: Eukaryota; Fungi; Ascomycota; Dothideomycetes; Pleosporales; Pleosporaceae
Exons: 2
Coding region: 1-2373 (790 amino acids)
Source: RefSeq, a predicted model, not a curated record
AUGCGCCGUCCGCCCGUUGCCUGUCGCCGAGCAGUGCAAUCGCUCCAGUCUUCCUCCUCCCAGCACAUAUGGAUCUCUGACGACCUCCUCACCGGCGCCCUCAAUCGAUUUUUCCCCAGUUCGUGCCCGCAACAGAAGCGCCAUGGCAGCCACGUUCCGGGGCCAUUGGAGGCCAGGAGGAGGGCAGCAAAGCGCCGAAUGACUGUCUCAGCGGGCUUCUACCCUCAGGGAAACUUUGCGCCACUGUUCAAUCUCGGUGCGCUUUUUGGCUUCCGCAAAGAUGAUCCGCCCACUUGGAGAUACGAAGCACCGUCUUUACAAACCCAUGCAGAGCCAUUGACUUCGCCUCAGCAUGUUCCAAGCUUGCCCAUAACGCAACCCAACCGUACAUCCACCGAGCACACAGCUUCGACGCCUACCGCUUCUACAUUCGGUGCCCCAUACCCUUUUUCGCAGAAUACUUCGCAAGAUAAACCGCAGGAACAUCUGAGCAGAUCAGGGGAAUGCACAGUCGAUGCGCUGGAUCCUGAGGCGCAUUUUGACGACUUCAAGACAAAGAUCGCAAACGCUGGAAUUAUGUCCAGUACCGAACGGGGCCGAUUACUACAUCAGAGCUGGAUAUCAUGUCGCCCAGCCACCAAUAUCGAUUGGGUCUACAACGUCAUGGUAGUCAAGCAUCUGACCGAAAACCGCUGGGAUCACACACGCAUCCUUUCCAGCCUCAAGUUUUUCAAUUUACCUCCCACGUACACGCCCGAGAGUCUCGACCUCCUCAAGUGUCUGGAAACGUCCGGCGCGUAUCUACCGCAUGCCUCCCGUGUCCACCGCCGCGUAUAUUCCAAGAUGAUAGAAGCCGCUACAUCAGCUGCAGAUUCAACAAGCUCAUUACAGGAUACCCAACUACUCACACUGAUCCGGUCAGCCCUUCGCAGCUGUUCCUACGUUACUGAAGCCGGCCAAAGUGCUGUAGGCGAUCUUUGCUUACUUGCGGACAAGAUCGAGGCUUCGAACUUGAGAAAGGCGAUACGUUCUUUGCUGGCCGAUUUCGACAACGCAGAAAAAGUCAUCAUGUUGAUGAUUGCACGCGCUUCUCACAAUUAUCUCCACGCUGUCGAGGAAAUACUUUUCUUCCUGCCUGAAGAACGACUCCAGUCGCUAGUUUCAUCGGUGACUCUGUCCCUCAUACAAGGCGUCAGGAAGACACGAUUGUCGGCUGAGACGUACUGGCACUGUGCGCGUGCGUGGAUGACAGUCCUUGGAAACCUUGACGCCCGAUUCGAUGCAACCCGUUCCAAUAGCACCUACACACAAAUCGCCUUCACCGAGGUGGCUGAGGGUGUAUUCAAGAGCGAACGUACGGGUACUAAGCGGCCACUUCUAUUACUCUAUGCUCUCGCGUUCCGUAUGGCACAGCAGCCAGGCUAUGGUGUGUACAAGGACAGUUGGUUACAGUGCGUACACGCCUACGCGGCCUCUGCACUGAAGCAGCAAGGCAUACUGAGAAUUGAAGACGAAGUGAUAAAGGUCUUUAAGCACAUGCGGACGGCUUCCGUUCGGUAUGGGCCGAUGAUGAGUAUGGCUGUCCAUACAUUCACAUCCCACGCCAGCCUUCGGUCUCUGCGCCGAUUUCAAUACCUUGUACAAAAGUAUCGAUUUCCACUACAUAACAUAGAGGCCAUACAAACCCGUCUCGCCGCUGAGUUGCCCACUCUCCGACAGCAACCAAACCUGCAGACAGUCCAGGAGCGCGAACAGCACGCCUCCACAUUACGUGCAUGCCAAUACAUCUCCGAUUCUCUUAACAAAUUCGCCGGACCAGCGAUCUCGACUACGCUUGUCAGCGAUCAAGAAGAGAUGGAAACUCUACAGGCCCGUCGGGAAUUUGUCGCAAUUCUGGACCGCGCCUCGGACUACCAUGCGCUGCCGCCAGCCUACGCCAACCUCACUGCUGACAUACCGUUCUCUCAGCGCACGGCGCUUGUCCAUCAAUUAGCUCAUCAUUACUCUAUCGCUACUACCCGUUCACAUAACGCAACCUGGCGCUCCAUCUACCAACUAUACAACUAUCUUGAGUCGCAUUCCCUGCCAAUCGGUCCUCUGUUUACCAAAGCUGUAGUCCGAGCUGCUAUUAUCCGGCCCAUGAUGGAGCACAGGUUCGUCAGUGCAAGGACAUUGAUUUGGGUGUGCCAACUCGUUGCCAGGGUUGAAGGUGAAACAGUAGCAAGGCAGAUUGAAGGUGCUUUCCAUCGCUGGAGAGGGGACCUGAUCAAGCAUGCCAAGGAGGUUCAUGAUGCUGCUGGUGGUGAUCGGGGUGCGAAGGCCAUGGUGGGAAGGUUGAAACAGUUGAAUCUGUUGGGGCCCAAGGGUGAUUAG